This is a messenger RNA of Paramuricea clavata, 336 nucleotides long. Lineage: Eukaryota; Metazoa; Cnidaria; Anthozoa; Malacalcyonacea; Plexauridae. The record is from the annotation of a GenBank genome assembly.
AUGCCUUUCGAAACAAGCAACCUCAAAUUAACAAUACCUACGGACAUAGGAGAAGAAGAAUUGUUUUUAAGUCAUCGCCAGAAAAUGAUUGACGAUAAAUUGUUGAAUUGCUAUGCCAAUGAAAUUGCGUCGAUUAUUUCAGCUUUGGUAGACGUGAAAAACUGUAAUGGAUGUAUAAUUGAUCAUCCGUCGCAACGUCAACAUCCUUAUUUGAUGAUGGAAUCGGAUGAAAAACUGAAAUACUGGUUGUAUUUUGAUGAAGCACUGAAGUGUGUGUGUGAAGGAGAAGGGACAAUUGCAGAGAACUUUAUGAACAGUUUACACGACAUUAAUUAA